UCCACGCUUUACAACUCAACCCGCACCACCGCGCAGAAUCCCAGGGGGCGGCGGCGCGCGCCGGGGGCAAUGGCGGCGGCGUUCGGCGGCGGCGGCGACUACCUGCGCCAGUUCGCCGAGGAGACGGCCUGGUACAACGAGAUCUUCCUCAGCCAUGUGGUGCCCGGCAGCUGGUGGCGCGGCCUCCCGCACCCGCUCCAGUCGUGGCUGCGCAACUGCCUCGGCGGCUACCUCCUCUACUUCGCCUGCGGUUUCCUCUGGUGCUUCGUCAUCUACUACUGGAAGCGCCAUGCCUACAUCCCCAAAGAUUCUGUCCCAACAAUCGAAGCUAUGAAGAAGCAAAUAAUUGUUGCAUCAAAAGCUAUGCCUCUCUAUUGUGCCCUUCCAACCGUAUCUGAGCACAUGGUUGAGACUGGAUGGACAAGGUGUUUCGUUAAUAUCAGUGAAGUUGGUUGGCCGAUGUACCUGAUUUAUGUGGCUUCAUAUCUUAUCUUUAUCGAGUUUGGAAUUUAUUGGAUGCACAGAGAGUUGCAUGACAUAAAGCCAUUGUACAAGUACCUGCAUACAUACCACCAUAUUUACAACAAGGAGAAUACCCUAUCACCAUUUGCAGGACUAGCAUUCCAUCCAGUGGAUGGGAUUUUGCAAGCCAUACCACAUGUGUUUGCGCUCUUCCUUAUCCCAACACACUUCAGGACACACAUUGCUCUCUUAUUCAUAGAGGCCGUGUGGACAACCAACAUUCAUGAUUGCAUUCACGGCAAGGUUUGGCCGGUCAUGGGCGCUGGCUAUCACACUAUUCACCAUACAACUUACCGGCACAACUAUGGCCACUACACCGUGUGGAUGGAUUGGAUGUUUGGCACCAUUCGAGAGCCAGAAGAUAUCUUAAAGAAGGAUUAGGAUCGAAUUGUUCAGUACGAUGCUUGUCUUUCGUCUUUGUAGCACUCUGAAGAAGGGUUCUAAUGUAUCUAUCCUGCUCGGUGCUAUCUGUUAUGUUUCAUGUACCAUUGUGCUGUUUCAGUAUGCUAGGUGAACAUAAAGUGAACUUUAGUGAGUUCAUCCCUGGAAUGCGAUGGUAGGAUCCAGGUGUCUGUAUCAUUCCUGCAUUUCUCUGUACUGUCUUGUGUGUCAAUGAACGUGAUGAACAGUUGUGGCCAGCUUUUGUACAGCAAUACCGUUUCUAAAUGCCGCCA
Messenger RNA from Oryza brachyantha (malo sina), 1196 nucleotides. Its product is annotated as delta(7)-sterol-C5(6)-desaturase-like. The record is from RefSeq and is a predicted model, not a curated record. The transcript has 3 exons. Lineage: Eukaryota; Viridiplantae; Streptophyta; Magnoliopsida; Poales; Poaceae. Gene Ontology annotation, biological process: lipid biosynthetic process. Gene Ontology annotation, molecular function: iron ion binding; oxidoreductase activity. The coding region runs from base 70 to 903 and encodes 277 amino acids.